CCCGACCUCUCCUGUACAUUGAACGAGAAAAGACAUACUCAUUCACCCGCAUCCACACGAUGUUGCUGUCUCGUACCAUAGAGCUUCGGUCAUUUUCAAAAUGGGGGUUCACCUUGCCCGGGAUGUCCUCACUCCAACGACGUUGUCAAUAUACAUUUGCAUCACGAGAUCAUCUUCAAGGGCAAAGAAUUCGUACAGAUCGUGAAUAUUCGCCUAGUCUGAGCUUUGUUCCGCAUAAAUCCAAAACAAAACGCCGUCGCGGCAGUUUUUUCAAACAAAAUCGAGUUCUUGAAAGCGCUACGUUGCCGCCCUCAGUUCGUCAGCAUGAUGUGUUUCUUAAUCCUGAAAACAAUACCCUUAUCUUUAGGAGAGUAGCAUAUGGAAAUGGGAGAACAUUCGAUUUCCCAGUACCUUUACAAUGGCUCAGAGACCAUUGCCAUUGUGAUAAAUGUGUGCAUCCAAGCACCAAACAACGCUUGAUAGAGACGUUCUAUGAUAUUCCUGCGGACAUAAAAACAAGUUCUGUUGAGGAGGAUUCUGUAGGGUUCAAGGUAUUGUGGAUUGACGGUCACGAGAGCUAUUAUACCAAAGACUGGCUGACUACUCCCAUGGACUUCGGAACAAAGUUCACGAACCGCCAGGGAUGGGUCGACCCAAUUUUUUGGACCGGUGAAUCGAUCAAAAAUGACCCGCCAACCGUAGACUUCUCCGAUGUAAUGAGUUCUGACGAGGGAUUGACGAAUUGGCUCGAAAAAAUAAAGCAGUACGGUUUCUGCUAUGUUGACAACACUCCUGUCUCUCCCGAGGAAACAGAAAAACUAAUCGAACGCAUUGCCUAUAUUCGAAACACUCACUAUGGAGGCUUCUGGGACUUUACAUCUGAUCUCUCUAAGGGCGACACAGCGUACACGCAGCUUGGGAUUGGUCCACACACCGAUAACACGUACUUCUCAGAUCCAGCUGGAUUGCAACUGUUCCACUUGCUGUCUCAUACCGAUGGCGAAGGAGGCACCUCCGGCUUAGUCGACGGCUUUGCGGCUGCCCGAGAACUUCAAAAGCAGGACCCACAAGCUUAUGAUCUAUUGUCCACAGUAAAGGUUUACUCUCACGCCAGCGGAAAUGCGGACAGUAGCAUCCAGCCCUACGCCGCGUUUCCGACACUUCUUCAUGACGACAAGAUGGGAGCAUUGAUUCAGGUGAGAUGGAACACGACGGAUCGGGCGCAGGUCGACACUCCGCUUAACCUAAUGGAUGAGUGGUACAAAGCGGCCAGAAAAUGGUCGAACAUACUUAAGGAGUUCGAAUAUCAGGAACAACUAAGGCCAGGCAAAGCACUAAUUUUCGACAACUGGCGGGUGCUGCAUGCGAGAUCGGCGUUCACAGGAAAGAGAAGAAUGUGUGGUGGUUACGUGAACCGGGACGACUUUAUUUCAAAGUGGAAGAUGUUGAAGUAUGGGCGUGACGAGGUCCUGAAACAAGUUUCUGCAAGAUAGUUUCGCUUGUAGGGGUCAAAAUUUAAUGUGGAGAAAGGGCUCUAAAAAACUAUAGCAAGGUUAAGGCAAGGCGCAUUUCUAUGGCGUGAUUGUGCGUACGUAUUUAGGUGCAAAAAAGGAGAAGAGGGUGAGAAUAUGAAGAUGGUAUUAGUAGAUACAUAUAUGACGUCUCAACGAAGUUGCCCGAAUCUGAAAUAGCACAAGGUUUUAUAAGGGUAUCAUACAA
Verruconis gallopava is the source of this 1719-nucleotide messenger RNA. RefSeq names its product trimethyllysine dioxygenase. The record is from RefSeq and is a predicted model, not a curated record. Gene Ontology annotation, biological process: carnitine biosynthetic process. Gene Ontology annotation, molecular function: trimethyllysine dioxygenase activity; iron ion binding. NCBI's taxonomy places the organism in Eukaryota, Fungi, Ascomycota, Dothideomycetes, Venturiales, Sympoventuriaceae. The coding region runs from base 60 to 1493 and encodes 477 amino acids. Gene Ontology annotation, cellular component: mitochondrion. The transcript has 4 exons.